Trichoderma asperellum CBS 433.97 is the source of this 945-nucleotide messenger RNA. RefSeq lists its product as uncharacterized. The record is from RefSeq and is a predicted model, not a curated record. Lineage: Eukaryota; Fungi; Ascomycota; Sordariomycetes; Hypocreales; Hypocreaceae.
AUGCCCGUAACCACGCGUGGAGGCCUACCCGGCGCCGACUACAAUUACUUGAAAGCCCAACCGCCCGCCUGGGAUUCGGUUCGAACUGGACUGUCCAUUUUUGCUUUGUUUGUCAUUGCACGCUACUGUGUGCAGAGGACGUACCGAUGGCUUAGACCAGCUGCGAGGCGUAACACCACUGCAUCACCCUCCCCCACUUACAACUUACUGCCCCAAAGACAGUACCAGCCACACCUUGGCCCGAUGGAUGAUGAAAAGAGGAUUCAAGGGGUCAACGACCAACAGCAAGAUGUGAAUGCGCCGGCGACAGCAGCGACGACGAUGACGACGACAACGACGACGGCUUCUCCCAUUGAUCGGCGCCCGCAUUGGAGAAGCGCUGGCGGCGCCUUGCCUGGACCCUUCAUCUCCCGGCUGCCUCCCGCGCCACCUUUGACUCCGCCGGAGCUGAGCACAGCCGUCUUCACCUUGGACGAGCAGUCGCCCAGCAGCCAGAGCUUCAUUCACCAGCCCAACCCCGAUUACAUGUCCUCGACGUCCACUACUGCCAUUCAGACAGACGGCCCUGAUUCUGCCUCCAUCCCCCGGCGGCGAUCCUACACUAAGACGUUCCCCAUUAGCGUCUCUGUGUCUCACUCUCCUCCCUCGCAGUCGCCCAAGGCUGAAUCACCGGAUUCAGCCUUUUCGCCCAGCUCCUACCCCCCGUCGACUGGGUUGCUACCGCCUGCGCCUCCCUCUGGUCUGGACCUGGAGGCGGAUGAUUACAGCCAUGGCCAUGGCCACCGGAACGUCGAUUUGCAAGGCGAGAUCAUCUCGGUCCUCGAUCGCGAAGGAGCUGGCUGGACUCGCCAUACACGUGUCUACGGUGGCGGAGCCUGCCUGGCCUGCGCCGCCAGCGGCGGAGGUUUCUACGGAGCCAAUGUCACCCCAGAAGAGAUGCGAUGA